ACGGAGAACCACCAGCGGGAUGAAGAUGGACCAACUGGAUUUGUGUUCUCUCUUCUGUGUGACUAGAUGAAGGGACUCCCACCUUCAUUCAUCAGCAGCGGUUAGACUGCAGAGCAAACAGAUGCAGAAGUAAACAUCAUCAGAUUAUUUAAAUUGACUUUCUCAGCAUAGACCUUGCUGAGUGUUGACUCUUGUAGUUCUGGUUAUGAGUUGUUCAUCUCCAACCAAUGAGCCAGAGAGCUGCAGCAGCGAGGAGAGCAGCUGCACCACCUCCUCCAUUACUACCUCCGACCCGUCCUCUAUGUCUGGACAGACUGACCCCCUAAAUGAGGCCCAGCAUAAAGCUCCUCCGCCUCCUCCCCUCCCCCCUCCUCCUCCCCCACCCCUGGCGACGACGCCCGCCAACCACAACCCAAGGAAAAAGCGCCGUGUGCGCAGCUUCUUCUGGAAGCCCAUCCCGGAGGAGAAGGUGCGCGGGAAGCCGAACAUCUGGACGCUGGCGGUGCGGCAGCAGCAGUACCAGAUCGACGUUCGCUCUGUUGAGGAGCUGUUCGGGCAGCAGGAAGAUGCGGCCUCGGCUUUACGAGGCACAACGGCGACAACUGGAACCUCGACUCGUAUAUCGAGGUCCCGCUCCUUUAAGGACAACAGCAGGAAUGAGGUCAGCAUCCUGGACUCCAAAAGAGCAAUGAAUGUGGGCAUUUUCCUAAAGCAAUUUAAGAAGUAAGUCAGUUGUAAGUGUGAAAGACCAGAUUGAACUGUGUCCAUAAGACACACAGUUGAUUUUUUUUCUUGCUGUAAAUGCCAAACAUUUGUUAUUUCAUGCUGUUUUACUGAUUUCUACAGUAUACUGUUUAAUGUUUAUAGUUGUUUUAUGUUCUAAUCUGCGAUGGUUGUAGCUAGACCCAGAAGCAGACUGAGUUGAGGUAAGUAAAGUUGAGGUUUUAAAAAAAAAUAAAUGUGAGCUUACAAAAAGAGCAGAACAGGACAGUUUAGGAACAAGGAACAACAGGAACCAGCAACAAAGAAGCAACAGAAGAAUCCAGUCUCGUCAAAAGUAAAAACAAAAACUAAGGUUGAUCUCAAAGGAACAAGAAAGUGAGAAAUACAAGCACAGAAAAAAACAUAAUCGACAAUGGGAUCCCUCGGCCAUGGCCGAAUAUAAGACACUGUGUAAAAAAAACAACAACAUAAAACCAGAGCUGGUUGGUGGAUUGGCCUCGGAAGGAGGGCCAGAAAUGAAAAAUAAAAGCAGUGGCCAGUGGAGACCAGUUCAGAAUGUCUGCAGCAAAGAGGCUUAGAGACUAAAGGUUUGUAGUGAAGGUGUUGGGAAGUUGCAAGAGGCAGUGGACAGAGGACUGGUGACAGUGGCUAAAGGCUCUGAUAGGCUGUUGAUGGAGGCACAGGAACCUUGGAAACCAGCAACAGUGGCUCAGAUUAAUGAAAGAGGCAAGGACAGGUUUGUUAUAGGACUGGAGGCUGAUGGCAAUAUCUGAAGAAUCCUUAGUGCCAAUGUUGAAGGCAAAGGAACCCCAAAGGCCAGAGUACUAAAUGGUCAGGAGACAAGAGGUGCAAGAACCAAGGAGUCUGUCGCUGAUGGAAGGCUGGGAGCAGAUAGUGAUGGAUGGAAAACCUCAGAGGUUGGCAACAAAAGAGCUUCAUUCGACAUUCCAUUAGACUACUAAA
Molecule: messenger RNA, 1686 nt
Organism: Poecilia latipinna (sailfin molly)
Lineage: Eukaryota; Metazoa; Chordata; Actinopteri; Cyprinodontiformes; Poeciliidae
Product: FH2 domain-containing protein 1-like
Exons: 2
Coding region: 206-727 (173 amino acids)
Source: RefSeq, a predicted model, not a curated record